AAACGCACUGGGGCUAGGAGUAGCCUACGCAUGGGAGUGCCGGUGUGUAUCGGUAACGUAUUUUCCUUCCUGUUGUUUUAGUUCGUAUUUUGAAAUCGAAACAUUCUGUCGUCAAAAUAGCGACUGAAACAAAGCUACAAAGCUUGAUAGCUCGACAGAGUUCGAAAUCACAAAUACGAUCAGAGCCACAUUGAAGAAUUUCCUCCCAUCCCUUUGCUACACGCGCAACUAACGUUACUUUAGGAAAAGGCAUGUCAAUGUUUGCCUAUUCGGACUACUUCGCCGCUGAGUGCCUGGUGUCCAUAUCCAGCGGACCUGUCCUACACCGUCCUACCCCGGUUACCACUGCUGCCCUGGGCCCCCCUCAGGGCCUUCCUCCGGGGGAAAGAGAGGGGUCGAGUGAGGACAAGGAGGUCCGCGACAUGCUGAAAGAGGGGGGCAACAUUAUGACGGUGGCAGGAAUUCUCACGGAUCUUCAUGACAAGUUACGACCUAUGUCGGCCUACUCUGAAAGCAGUAAUUCCUCCAUCGGAGACGUGGAUCGUUUCUCUCAUGGGGAAAGCGGAUAUACCACGCUGUCUGACUCAACGACCGCGACCCCCUCGUCCACACCGACGCCCGGACAACAAAAUCCCCUGCAUCUGCUCCAGAACGGAACGCCUUCUCGGUCACCCCUAAAGCGACACCCCUGUACUUUCCAUGGCUGUGACCGGGUCUAUGGAAAAUCAUCUCACCUCAAGGCGCAUAUCAGAACUCACACAGGUGAAAGGCCCUUCCUCUGUGCCUGGCCAGGCUGCGAGAAGAAGUUUGCCCGCUCCGACGAGCUGGCGCGACAUGUCCGGACCCACACGGGCGAGAAGCGCUUCCUGUGCCCGCUGUGCGACAAGCGCUUCAUGCGCAGUGAUCACCUCGUCAAGCACGCCCGCCGCCAUCCCAACUUCCACCCCUCCAUGAUCGGCCGCAAGGGCUCAGCUCAGGGACUCCCCUGCCCCCUGGAGGGCCUGUAGGUUCAGCCCUGCUGGUGCAGUGCCCGUCCGGAUUUAGUAGUUUCAACUGAAGGACAGUUCAUUCUCACUCAAGGAAGCUCAGACCCACGUUCAAGCACUACUUUUCUCAAGCACACAAUAAGACCUGGACUUCACAUUUUUCAGAUCUCACAAGGAUGGUGGUUGAGAGGGGAGAAUUUUUAAACUCAAUGCAAAACGGUUGGCCAGUCUGAGAAAUCUACGCUCCCUGUUGUUGCAGAGACCUUUGCAGUCUUUGCAGCGCGGCAUUUGUUUUCAAAGAAUCAAAAAGUGGGAUUCUCCCCUUGCACAGCUGCUCUACCUGUGACCAUAUGUAAAAGCUGCUAUGAUGUAGCCAAAAAAUGUGGCCGAUAUUUCAUCUGGUCUCGGCCUCGUGAAAUCAAUUAGUAGGCCGGAAGAUCAGAACAGCUGCAGCAGCUGAGGCCUAUCUGCAUGUGCAGGCCAGGCUGCUGUGGCAUGGGGAGGUGAGGCCAGGCUGCUGUGGCAUGGGGAGGUGA
Messenger RNA from Megalops cyprinoides (Indo-Pacific tarpon), 1522 nucleotides. RefSeq names its product Krueppel-like factor 9. Bases 252 to 1007 code for a protein of 251 amino acids. The transcript has 2 exons. Gene Ontology annotation, biological process: regulation of transcription by RNA polymerase II. Gene Ontology annotation, molecular function: DNA-binding transcription factor activity, RNA polymerase II-specific; RNA polymerase II cis-regulatory region sequence-specific DNA binding. The record is from RefSeq and is a predicted model, not a curated record. Lineage: Eukaryota; Metazoa; Chordata; Actinopteri; Elopiformes; Megalopidae.